Messenger RNA from Entamoeba histolytica HM-1:IMSS, 579 nucleotides. Its product is annotated as glycogen phosphorylase, putative. Gene Ontology annotation, biological process: glycogen catabolic process. Gene Ontology annotation, molecular function: glycogen phosphorylase activity; pyridoxal phosphate binding. Gene Ontology annotation, cellular component: cytoplasm. The transcript has a single exon. The record is from RefSeq and is a predicted model, not a curated record. The annotation marks the transcript as partial. NCBI's taxonomy places the organism in Eukaryota, Evosea, Mastigamoebida, Endamoebidae.
AUGACACCAAUGCAAAGAAUGAAACUUGUUCCAAGAGUCAAAAUCUUUGCAGGUAAAGCAGCUAUUGGAUAUGAUAUGGCUAAAGGAAUUAUUAAAUUGAUUAAUUCCGUUGCUGAUACUGUAAACAAUGACCCAGAAGUAGGAAAUUUAUUAAAGGUUGUUUUCAUUCCAAAUUACAGUGUUUCAUUAGCAGAAGUUAUUAUUCCAGCAAAUGAUAUUAAUGAACAAAUCUCAACUGCUGGAUAUGAGGCAUCUGGAACUUCCUGUAUGAAGUUUGUUAUGAAUGGAGGACUUAUUGUUGGUACAUGGGAUGGUGCUAAUGUUGAAAUUGCAGAAGAAGUUGGAGAAGAAAAUAUGUUUAUGUUUGGAGCUAAGGCAUAUGAAGUUGCAGGAAUUCGUGCUAAUCCAAUUCCAAUUAGUAAAGACCUUGCUGAGGUAUUAGCCGCUAUUGAUAACGGAAUGUUUGGUGAUGCUUCAAUUCACAAAUUUGUUAUUGACCAAUUCCGUGGAGGAAGUGAUUAUUAUUUGGUCUGUAGAGACUUUGAUGGAUAUGUCAAGAUCCAAGAACAUAUUGAUUCA